AUGGCUUGGGCGGCAAUUUCUAAAGGCCACUUCCAACGGCGAGCUGGAGAAAAUGAGCUGAUGAUCAAAUUGAUGGGCGAUACUGGGAAGGCUUUGGAGAGAGAACAUUGGUCUGUAACCUCUCAGGCCUCUUUCAAACUGUUAGGGUCCCUGCAAGAGACGGAUAUUGUUACGAGACUUAGGCACGCAUGGAUGUCUUUGCGAUUCCAACAUCCAGGUAUUGCUACCGUUUUCAAUGGCGAGUUGCUUGAAUAUGUUGUUCCAGACAGGCAAGCCCUUCAGAAGUGGGCCAGCGAGACGUUUAUGCUUGUCAAAGACGAUGGCAAAACCGCCGCAGGGGAUGUCAUCGCCAGGCUUUCUCCAACCCCACAGGCAACGAUGCAUUACCUUGAAGGCCACGACACCGUCAUCCUACACACAGCUCACUGGCGCACCGAUGGAUACGGUGCUCUGCAGCUCAUAAAUGACUUUCUGCAGUUGGCUGUCAAACACAAUGACACUAAAGACCCUGGCAGCCUGACAUGGGGGGAAGAAGUCUCCCGACUGCCCGUGAGCGUUGAAGAGGCCCUCCUGGUCCCUCCCUCUCCAGCGCCCGCAGCGGUUGUGACGGAAGCCAGGCGAUGUUUUGCCACCACGGCACUGGCCCUAGGCGCCGUCGGGCUUCCAUAUCUUGGCGGUGCAACCACCAAAGCCCGGGGAACGCGAGGUGAGACGAUUCGCCUAUCGCGUGCGGAGACGGAGGCCAUCAUCUUGGGAUGCAAAGCCCGGGGUCUUAGCUUUGAGGCAGCACUUCAUGCAUCCAUUGCGGCAGUUGCUUUUAAAGCAGCGUCAUCCGGAGACACCCAGGCCGUCGCAGGGGAAGCCCACAGCCGACGAUACACAAGUACCAUCAGGAGGAGUUUGCGAGAAGCGGUGUCAGAGGUGAGCGGCACCCCGGCCUCUUUUGCAGCACUCUACACUUCUGGGUGGUUUGUCGCUGUGGAGGAGGGGCGGCCGUGGGGCGAGUAUGCGGCCGUGUUUGAAAGGGAAUACGCUUCCUCGCUGUCGAAGGAAUUCCUUCUUGCUCGCAGGGCGUAUGCCAAUCUUGUAUUAGAGCGCCUACGGAAUCCACCUCAGCCUUCAUCCACUACUGGGGGUGGGGUGUUGCCUAGUGGCAUCGAUAUCUCCAGCGUUGGAGAUGCAGCGGUUUUGGUGGACCCUAUCCACCGUAACCCCGGUCCGGGACUAGAGAAGCAGGGGAGGCAGGGAUAUGAGGAUGACAUCGAGGAUACACGUGGACUUGAAGUGCUUCGUGUCAGCGUUGGAGUAGAGACGUUAACACGCCAUACGUACUGCUUCGUAUGGAUAUUCAGGGAUCGUUUGGAGCUGAAUCUUGUUUAUAAUGAGGCUUUUUACGAGUCACAUACGAUACAGGGACUUCUCACGCAGAUCAAGAAAGUUCUUGUAGAUCAGUCUUCCCAGAAGAUGGAAUAA
Trichoderma gamsii is the source of this 1473-nucleotide messenger RNA. RefSeq lists its product as hypothetical. NCBI's taxonomy places the organism in Eukaryota, Fungi, Ascomycota, Sordariomycetes, Hypocreales, Hypocreaceae. The transcript has a single exon. Bases 1 to 1473 code for a protein of 490 amino acids. The record is from RefSeq and is a predicted model, not a curated record.